Camellia sinensis is the source of this 2110-nucleotide messenger RNA. RefSeq names its product solanesyl diphosphate synthase 2, chloroplastic. Gene Ontology annotation, molecular function: prenyltransferase activity. Gene Ontology annotation, biological process: plastoquinone biosynthetic process; isoprenoid biosynthetic process. Lineage: Eukaryota; Viridiplantae; Streptophyta; Magnoliopsida; Ericales; Theaceae. Gene Ontology annotation, cellular component: chloroplast. The record is from RefSeq and is a predicted model, not a curated record.
GCACUCUUGCUCUAUCUCUUUCCACCAUAGUCCAUACACUCCUUCGUCCUAAAAAGCUUACCCUCUUUUUUUUCCAAAAACAUAUGAUUAUAUAAAUAAUACCCCCCCAAAAAAAAUUUGAUAUGUGGGCUUCUUGGAUCCACUCAAUACAAGUAUUCGUUCACAACACAUAUACCAUUCCAGUCUUUGGGUUCAAAUUCAACUCUAGCUUGUCACCUUAGGACCCAUUUCAAAUCUUCGCUCUUAUUUGAAGCUCACUCUGCUACUCACUUUCUUCUCAAUUCAAUCACUGUUUCAUGGUCGGGAUUGUUGUUUUCUUGGUGGGUUUUUGGUGAAAUGGGAAAUUGAGCUAUUUUCUGAGUUGGGUUUUUGACUUGAUUGAAAAAUAUUUUUGUGUUUCUUGAAUUUGGGUUUUAUUGAUGAUGAUGUCAAUGACGUGCCAUAGUCUUGAGUUUAGUCGAACUGGGUUGGAUUUGGUUGCUUGUGGAUGUUCUUCCAAUGCCUCGGUUGAUCGAUUUUCAGUAAGAAACUAUGCAAAAAAGGGUGUCUGCAGGAGAUCUAACAGAGGCUUUGGGGCUCGCAAAUUGGUGUGUCGCCGGCAUGAGAUUGCUCGGUGUGGCGUUUUCUCUACAGAGACUUCGGAGACUUUGCUGAAUGAAGGUCCUCCACCAGUAUUGGAUGUGAAGGAAGAAAUUAUAAGCCCUAUUGCAGUGGCAAAUUUGUUUCAAGUGGUUGCUGAUGACCUCCAAACAUUGAACAAAAAUUUACAGUCUAUUGUUGGUGCAGACAACCCGGUUUUGAUGUCUGCCGCUGAACAGAUUUUCAGUGCCGGUGGGAAGAGGAUGAGGCCAGCUUUGGUGUUCCUAGUGUCAAGAGCAACAGCAGAAAUUGCAGGCUUGACGGAACUUACCAAAGAACAUAGGCGCUUGGCAGAGAUUAUUGAGAUGAUCCAUACUGCAAGCUUGAUUCAUGAUGACGUAUUAGAUGAAAGUGACAUGCGCAGAGGAAAAGAAGCUGUUCACCAACUUUUUGGUACAAGAGUGGCAGUUCUUGCUGGGGACUUCAUGUUUGCCCAGGCAUCAUGGUACCUUGCUAAUCUUGAAAAUCUUGAAGUCAUCAAGCUCAUCAGUCAGGUUAUUAAAGAUUUUGCUAGUGGUGAAAUAAAGCAAGCAUCGAGUUUGUUCGACUGUGACGUUGAACUUGAGGAGUAUUUGAUCAAGAGCUACUACAAGACAGCCUCCUUAAUCGCCGCUAGCACCAAAGGAGCUUCCGUUUUUAGUGGGGUCGAUAGCGAUAUUAAUGAGCAAAUGUAUCAGUAUGGUAAGAAUCUUGGACUAUCCUUCCAAGUUGUUGAUGACAUUUUGGAUUUCACACAGUCCGCGGAGCAGCUGGGAAAGCCAGCUGGAAGCGACCUGGCAAAAGGGAACCUGACUGCGCCAGUAAUUUUCGCAAUAGAGAAAGAACCGAAACUGAGAGAGCUCAUUGAAUCUGAAUUCUGCGAGAAUGGUUCACUCGAUGAGGCCAUUGAAAUAGUCAAGAGUUGUGGGGGGAUCGAGAGAGCUCGAGAUCUAGCAAAAGAGAAAGCUGAGCUCGCGAUCCAAAACCUUCAGUGUCUUCCUCAGAGCGCAUUUCAAUUAGCACUCGAGGGAAUGGUGAUGUAUAAUCUAGAGCGGAUUGAUUAAAAUGGAGAUAUUUUCUGAAGUAGAAAGUCAUUCUUGAUGGAGGGAAUUCAUUCAAGCAUACAAGAUUGUGGGCUUAAAGAUGAAGAAUGUCAAGCCUUCCACGCAUUAAUAAGUGCCUGUAUGAAUUAGAAGCUUCAUGUGAUUCAUUACAUCUUCAUAAAAAGGUACCACGCUAUAUAUUGUAUUAAAAAUUGCAGCCUUCUUGCGAAUUAACCGAGAGGAGGGAUAUAACAUUCGAUGAUUGUUAUACACUACAAAAGUACAAAUGUUUGAGUUCAUGAACUCUUACCAAAAAAUACUAUUCUUUUUUAGUUAAUAGAACAAUAAAUUUGAGUUGCAUGAUAUAGCAACUUAUGAGUUUUGUCUCCAUUGUGGAUGUUUCAGUUUGCACAUGAACACCUAAUAUAGCAGCUUAUGAGUUUUGUCUC